Molecule: messenger RNA, 967 nt
Organism: Sander lucioperca (pikeperch)
Lineage: Eukaryota; Metazoa; Chordata; Actinopteri; Perciformes; Percidae
Gene: gata1b
Product: GATA binding protein 1b
Exons: 6
Coding region: 161-964 (267 amino acids)
Biological process (GO): negative regulation of transcription by RNA polymerase II; cell fate commitment; positive regulation of transcription by RNA polymerase II
Molecular function (GO): DNA-binding transcription factor activity, RNA polymerase II-specific; zinc ion binding; RNA polymerase II cis-regulatory region sequence-specific DNA binding
Source: RefSeq, a predicted model, not a curated record
UAUAAUAAAGGGAAAAGCCCCCCCCCAAAAAAUCUAAAAAAACAGUAAAGGAACUCGACCCAAACUGUUUCCCCUCCCACUUCCUGUUCCUCCUCCGUCGGCUCGGAGCGUAACUCACACUCUUCAGAGAAAGGACCUGUCCUCCGCUCUACACACUGUGAUGAUGUCAGAUUAUUUGCAGCUAGCUGAUUGGUCCUCUGCUCCGUACCAAACAUCAAAGGUUAGCCCCGCCCCUUCACACACCUUCCUCCAAUCACCAAGCAUGUCCCAUGAUGCCGAGUGGCCGGCAGCUGCCAGUCACCAGUUCAUCACUUCCUCCCACUGGUUGGAAGACUCCAGCUGUGCUUAUGUCCCGCCUCCUCCUGCUUCCUCCUUAUAUGGUAAUCCUGCAGUGACUCCGCCCCCAGCUCGCCUCUUCCCCUCAACACCUGGAUGGAAUGGUUACUAUGGCAACCUGUACCCCUCCCCUUUCUCCUCCGGUGAUUGGUUACCUGACAGUCUGUCAUUGGGGUGGAGCAGUGCACCAGAGCAGCAUGAGUGUGUGAGCUGCGGGACGAGCAGCGCCCCCCUGUGGAGUAGAGACGCUGCGGGUCGACACCUGUGUAACACCUGCUGCCUUCAACAGAAACCCAACAACAGGCCGCUGCUGAUACCCAAGAAAAGAGCUAGUGCGACUCAGAGAAAGGGAACUCAGUGUGUGAACUGUUUGACUGAAACUACGACGCUGUGGAGGAGAAACUCUGCAGGAGAACCAGUCUGCAACGCCUGUGGGCUCUACUACAAACUACACAAGGUCAACCGGCCGCUGGCGAUGAAGAGAGACGGAAUCCAAACCAGGAACCGUAAAGUGACCAAUAAGAAGAAGAGGAGCAGGAAAUCCGACCAAUCAGAGACUAAGCUCUUCCAUGCCGGUCCCCUUCUGACCUCUGCUUCCUCCUCUUCUUCGUCUUCCCGUCAAACAUGAAAA